AUGCCUGGAAACCAGGCUGCAUCCCUAUCGCGGCCCAGACGAGGCCCGAACAUGGAUUGCAUAUCGAGUCCCAAAAAUUGCUUGAAAAUGCUUGAAAAUCAGGCUAUGUCCCUACAGCAGCUAGGACGCGUCUUGGACGUGGCUUGCACUUCAUGGCCAAAAACUUCCCGAAAAUGCCUGAAAACAAGAGAGUUCGUAGUGGGCUGUGAAAAUAAUUUAUGGGCAGUUCCAUCUUCUGUUGAUGAGUUCAACAAAUGGGCUAAGAAAACUCAUUUUCAGAUUGGGGAUUCUUUAGUUUUGAAGUAUAAUUCCAAGACUCAUUCAGUGCUGGAAGUGAACGAGGAAGGCUACAAAAUCUCCAACAAUGCCAAUCUAAUAAAAUCACACAAUGAUAGAGAAACUACAAUUUCACUAGAAAAAUCAUGUCUAUUUUUCUUCAUCAGUGGAGCUGAAGAACAUUGCCAGAAGGGUCAAAGGCUAGAGGUUAUGGUUCUGUCCGAAAAAAAUGGCUUCGGCCACCAAUCUACAGCAAAGGAACCUUCUUCUCAACAUCACCUCACCACUACCAUGCAUCGACGCUAG
Olea europaea var. sylvestris is the source of this 582-nucleotide messenger RNA. RefSeq names its product early nodulin-like protein 1. The record is from RefSeq and is a predicted model, not a curated record. Lineage: Eukaryota; Viridiplantae; Streptophyta; Magnoliopsida; Lamiales; Oleaceae. Gene Ontology annotation, cellular component: plasma membrane. The transcript has 2 exons. The coding region runs from base 1 to 582 and encodes 193 amino acids. Gene Ontology annotation, molecular function: electron transfer activity.